AUGCUGCGCGCCUUGUCCAGCGCCGUGCGCCCUUGGAGGCCCUUUUGGGCCCGCGGCUGCGCUUCGGAUGGGGAGGCCCGGGGACCCGAGAUCCUAGUGCGCGCACUGGCGGGCCCUGACCAAGGAAUCACUGAGAUUCUGAUGAACAGACCACAAGCCCGAAAUUCCCUGGGGAACAUCUUGGUCAAGGAGCUGCUGGAAACUUUGGCUCGGCUUCGGGAGGACCGGCAGGUGCGUGUCUUGCUCUUCAGAAGCAGUGUGAAGGGUGUGUUCUGUGCAGGUGCAGACCUGAAGGAGCGCGAGCAGAUGAGUGAGAUGGAAGUGAGGGCCUUUGUCCAGCGUCUCCGAGGCCUGAUGAAUGACAUUGCAUCCUUCCCUACGCCCACCAUUGCAGCCAUGGAUGGGUUUGCUUUGGGUGGGGGCCUGGAGCUGGCCCUGGCCUGUGACCUCAGAGUGGCAGCUUCCUCCGCUGUCAUGGGGCUGAUCGAGACCACCCGAGGGCUCCUCCCAGGGGCAGGAGGAACUCAGCGGCUGCCCCGCUGCCUGGGGGCAGCACUGGCCAAGGAACUCAUCUUCACUGGUCGACGCUUGAGCGGAACACAGGCCCAGGUGCUGGGGCUAGUGAACCAUGCUGUGGCCCAGAACGAGGAGGGUGACGCAGCCUACCACCGGGCAAGAGCACUGGCCCAGGAGAUCCUGCCUCAGGCCCCCAUUGCUGUGCGGCUGGGCAAAGUAGCCAUAGAUCGAGGAAUGGAGGUUGACAUUGCUUCAGGGAUGGCUAUCGAAGACAUGUGCUAUGCUCAGAAUAUCCCAACCAGGGACCGACUAGAAGGCAUGGCAGCCUUCAGGGAGAAACGCAUCCCCAGAUUUGUUGGCGAAUGA
Chrysochloris asiatica (Cape golden mole) is the source of this 882-nucleotide messenger RNA. It is a transcript of the gene ECHDC2, whose product is annotated as enoyl CoA hydratase domain containing 2. NCBI's taxonomy places the organism in Eukaryota, Metazoa, Chordata, Mammalia, Afrosoricida, Chrysochloridae. Gene Ontology annotation, biological process: fatty acid beta-oxidation. Gene Ontology annotation, molecular function: enoyl-CoA hydratase activity. Gene Ontology annotation, cellular component: mitochondrion. Bases 1 to 882 code for a protein of 293 amino acids. The record is from RefSeq and is a predicted model, not a curated record. The transcript has 10 exons.